GAGACAGGUGGCGCUUUUCAAGUUUCAAAGACAGCCAUGAUGGACAGGUUAUGGAUAACCUGUUCCAUUUUAGCAGUAUUAAUAUGCUUAUUUCGGACAGGAGAAGCUGUAGAAUGUUAUCAAUGUGACAGUAAUGAAGAUGGUAUUCAGUGUCCUGCUGAUGAAAGCUUUGACACAUAUAUAAAUGCUCCUGUAGAUUGUAAUGGGUUUGAAGCUCAUACACCUGGCCAGUUUUGUAUGAAAAUAACACAGGAAAGUCCAGGCUGGCAAGGAUGGAAAAAAGUGACUAGAAGAUGUGGUUCAAGGACUGAUUCAGGUGUGGCCUGGGGAUGUCUGUGGUCAUGGGACACAGUGGGUGUGUUUAGAGAGAUCUGUUACUGUGAAUCAAACAGAUGUAAUAGUGCUGCUGGAUUACAUCUAAGUCUUUUGUCAGCCAUGUGUGUUGUUAUUACUGCAUAUCUUGUCAAAUUCUUAUAAUCCAAAAUCUAAACAUUUAUUAAGUGUCUGCAUAUAGUUCAUUUGUAAAAAAUAGAAACAUCACACAUUAAUUCAGAAAUUUGUAUAUAGAGUAAUGAAUAAUCCUAUUAGUCAUGUCAAAACAAAGUAAUUACUGUACACAAAAUUCAUAAGCAAUAUCGGAGAUUGUCAUAAGUAUAACAUUAGGGAUAUCAAGGAGUGCUUCAGUAGUGUUUUAAGUUGUAGAUUCUAUUUUAUUAUAUAAUUUCAAUUAUUUAAGCUUUUUAUCCAGCAUUUAUAUUACAUACAUGGGACAGAAGUUGAGGUAAAAAUCAAGAAAAUACAACAUUAAACAAACAAAAUAUAUCAGAGUGCUCCUAAUUUGUAUUGUAUAACUAAUGAAAACUAAAUCUUUUCUUAAUUCUUUGCUUUUGCAUGUUUUUCUCAUUUAAUUCAAAUAGCAAUUGAUAUAAAAAGCAGUCGUUUUACCUUUUUCAUUAAAAAAACAGUAUUUGAUAGCUUUUCUGAAAUGAAAAAUUCAGUCAUAGUCUUGACUUAUAUUACAUACAAUAAUAUUUGUGGAACCUCAACUUUUAUCCCAAUUUUCAUGUACAGCUAUAUAUUUUAGUGACACACUUUAGUUGAGUUAGACAAUGUCACUUUGUUCUAUGCAAUUCUGUGUAAAUAUUGGGGUUUGUUUCAGUGCCAUACAUUUUGUUCUAUAAUUUCAUACCAUUAUUUUCUGCUUUUUUUAGUCCAAUUAUUUAACCUUUGUCAUUCAUCAGUUGCAGCUGUGGUCUAGGCAUAGUGUAGAGCAUGGUAGAGUGCUUAUUGAAAGUAUUGGCUAUUAACUAUUAUGUUAACCAUUUCAAUGUACAUUACCAAUGUUAAACAGCAAAACCUUUUUUAAAAUACUGGUAAUAAUUGUUCUAUGUGUUGAUAACAAACAUUUUCAUUGAAGAACCAGUGGCGGAUCCAGGGGGGUGGGGUUCCAGGGGUUGGAACCCCCCCCUUUUUUUUAUGAUCAAUGCAUUUGAAUGGGGACAUAUAGUUGGAACCCCCCCCUUUAUCCUGGGUUAGGAACCCCCCCCUUUUAUAAAUGGCUGGAUCCGCCCCUGAGAACCAUAGAACAAGAAAUGAGAUUCACCUUCUGUACACUUCAAAAGUUCUUGUUUCUAUUGAUUUCAAUAAGGUCUAUCUUGAAUUUUCUUACAUCCCAGACCUCUUAUUCUAUAAACUUCAAUAGUAUAUCUCUAUAUGCUUCUGGUGUGAGCGUGUGUAUGUGGAAAUUGUGUGAUUAAUGGUUGUAUGACGUUGAAAAUGUAAAUAACAGUGUUUUAUAUAUUUGUUGUCAAAUAGAAAAAGUCGGUAAUUGUAGAACUUUUUAAGAAGGAAUUCAUUACUGAAAGAAAAGAAUUAAAAAUAUCUUCCUUUAUAAUAUGCUAAAAAAAAAUGUUAACAAGCAAAACAAUGUGGUUAGAUUUCUGAUUGAAAAAUACUGAAAAAUGCUAUCAGCAACAUAUUGAACAAAUUUUUGAAGUUGUUUUUUAAGAAUGAAGACAUUUUCAUUUCAAAAUACAGCAAAGGAGACAUAUUGCUGUUCAAUUUUCUUGUUCUGAAAAAAGUUAUACGAAUGUUUUAAGACAAUUGGAAUUCUACAAACAUUAGCAAGCCAAAUUUAGAAAAAAACAUUACCAUAAAACAGUCAAUGCAGAAUUUUUAAAUGUAGGAAAAAGUGUCACAUUAGGCAACUUAUCUAUAGUACUUACUGUCUAUCUAUAUGGUACAAUAUAUUGUUAUAAUGAUGAACUUAUAUUUUGAUAUUAAAUUUAAAUUUGCUAUUUUGGUAUAAAAAAACAAAGCUUCAUGGUGACUCAAAGAAAAAAAAACACUUCUAAGGCCAAAGAUGUAAUCAUAUAAGAUGUUUUGCUGAAUUGACACUAUACUGUACCAAAACUAAUGAAUUUAUAUUUUUUAUCAAUUUUUGAAAGACAUUCUAUAUACAUAUAUAUUAUAAUGUAUAAUUUGUAAAAUACUACAUACUGUUACUAGUAAUAUGUCUGUCUGAAAUUAUUUAAUACCAAAUGGUGCUAUGUAUUCAAGUUAAGGUUAUUUGACAAAUAAAAUGAUAAAUUUAAUGUUUAAUCUUCCAUCCAGACAAGCUUAUACAACGGUCCAGUCCAAAACUAAAGUUUUCUGAUUUUAAUUGAACAAUUUUAUAUUUUGAUAACAUUUUAUAUGUGUGUGUUAAACAUUGUGGUUGUGAUAAAUUCAACGAUGUUUUAGUAUAGUUUGUGUGAUACAGGGAGGCGUGGAUGCCCCCACCCAUAUCUAACAUAUCAGAUGUAAAUAAUUUUUUAGUAAGAUUGUAUAUUUAGAUAAUUUUAUUGUAUACAUUGUGUAUAAGUAUGUGUGAUUGGUAAAUGUUAGAUUGAUUCCAGAAAUUUUACAAUUCCUACCAUUCCAAUAAAUAUUGAAAAUGUUAGAUAUGACAUGUGAAUAUGAAAUUGGUUUACCUCAUAUAAUACUGUGAAUGCAAAGUAAGUGGAAAAAUAAAUAAAUAUUUAUUAUUUUCCUCCAAAGAAAUUAACAGAAGUAUAAAUAUUUAUGACUUUAACAUUCCAUCUUCCUUUGAAAAUUCGUACUUCUGUUUUUGGUAAAUAUAUGUUUGCCCCCUAGAUGUCUUUUGGUUAUUUAUGUCACCCGGUUGCUGUCUCACUGAUGUUCACCCCAUAUCUCCUCUUUUAUUCAAAUUGCAAUUUAUAAAAUUAAAAUAAAGAGGGAAAAAAAAAACUUUUUGCUUUAAUCUUCCAAUCAAAAUAAUUAUCUUAAUCAAACAAAAAUCUGUAUUUUUUUAAUGAAAAAUAAAUUAAACUAUACAACAGGUUGACAGUAAAUUGCAAAUGAAACUUGAAAAGUGUUAAAUAUAUGAAAGGUAAAAAAUUAAAUUAAAUAACCAAUUAUGAUACUAUAUAUAUUUUUUCAAUAUUUAUAUUAAUAUUACAUUUUACAAUUGUCCAUAUAAAUUUUAGUCCAGUUUAAGGUUUAAUUUUUAGAUUUAAAUGUAAACAUAUCAUGAACUGGUUGUGAAAACUUAGAAAAUAAGAAGAAAGGUGUUAUAUACCAAUGGCUAGGCUUUUCUUUGAGAAUUGUAUUCCAUUGAUAGCAGAUUAACAUAUCAACCAUACUAUAGCUGAAAAAGUCAGUGAUGUUAACCAUAUCAUAUUGAAGCUUGAUCUUAUACUUGGGUUUUUAUACAAUAGAAAAUAUUUCCACACUGGUUGUGAUUUUGCUUUCAUUCCACAGAUGGUUGUGUAAUUUAUGUGUAAUUAAAGCUAUCAGAUAUAUAUGUAUAGAUAGAUUUAUAAAUUCUUAUAAAAUAAACUUUUGUAGAAAAUA
Messenger RNA from Mytilus californianus (California mussel), 3855 nucleotides. RefSeq lists its product as uncharacterized. The coding region runs from base 37 to 477 and encodes 146 amino acids. Gene Ontology annotation, biological process: regulation of synaptic transmission, cholinergic; sleep; positive regulation of voltage-gated potassium channel activity. The transcript is spliced from 4 exons. NCBI's taxonomy places the organism in Eukaryota, Metazoa, Mollusca, Bivalvia, Mytilida, Mytilidae. The record is from RefSeq and is a predicted model, not a curated record.